AUGAAAGGUUACUUGAGGAAAUUUCAAUUCGUGGGAUUGAUGUUGGGAGUGAUGUUAGGCAUCAGGGUAAAUGGAACAUCACAAGUUCCGUGUCUGUUCGCAUUUGGAGACUCUUUGUCCGACAAUGGAAACAACAAUCGUCUUCCUACUCUCGCAAGGGCUAAUUAUUUACCCUACGGGAUUGAUUUCCCGGGAGGCCCGACCGGCCGGUUCUCCAACGGUAAAAACUUCGUCGAUUUUAUGGCUGAACUCCUGGGAUUCGGUCACUACAUUCCUCCUUACAGCGAAGCAAAGGGCGAAGAAAUGCUAAGCGGAUUGAACUACGCUUCCGGGUCAGCGGGAAUCAGAGAAGAAUCCGGACAACAACUGGGAGAGAGGAUAACCUUUGGAAGGCAAGUGCAGAAUCACAAGAAGGUAGUGUCACUAGUGGUGGAUCUGAUCGGGGGCGAGGAGGCCGCGGCUAAUCAUCUCAAGAAAUGCAUCUAUUCGAUCACGAUAGGAAGCAACGACUAUAUCAACAACUAUUUCAUGCCUGACGCAUACCCGACGAGCAGACUCUACACUCCCGAGCAGUACGCCGAUGGCCUUAUCGAUCUGUACGGUCAACAACUCAACUUGCUGUACAACUAUGGCGCAAGAAAAUUUUUGUUGAGCGGACUGGGAACCACCGGCUGCGCCCCUAAUGCAUUGGCUCGGGCCAGCCCCGACGGUAAAACAUGCGUUAGAUCGUUCAACUCGGUGAUCGGCGUUUUCAACGACAAGCUCAAAUCUCUCAUCGAUCGGCUUAAUAACCAUUUCUCCCACGCCAAAUUCGUCUACGGUAAUACUUAUGACAUUUUUCAAGACCUGCUCAACAACUCCUCCGCAUACGGGUUCAAAGUAACAAAGGAAGCAUGUUGCGGUGGGGGGAGGAACCAUGGUGCGAUGAUGUGUAUGCCGGGAGAGAGAUCGUGUCCGAACCGGAACGAGUUCGUGUUCUGGGACUCGUAUCACCCGACCGAGGCCACGAUCAGGAUCGUGGCUCAGCGUUUGUACCGUUCACGCUCUCCGUCCGACAUUUAUCCCAUCGACAUCUCAACGUUGGCACAGCUAUGAGCACUUAUAUAUAAUAAUAUGGGCUCAUGAGUGGUUUUCUAUUGGUUAUUUUAAUAAACAGCCUAAUAAAUUUGAAUUGUGAAAUUGUAUCUAAAAUAUAGCGACAAUAACAGCUUUUGAUACCUGAGGUUUUUUUUUUU
This is a messenger RNA of Tarenaya hassleriana, 1235 nucleotides long. RefSeq names its product GDSL esterase/lipase At1g29660-like. Bases 1 to 1095 code for a protein of 364 amino acids. The transcript has 5 exons. Gene Ontology annotation, molecular function: hydrolase activity, acting on ester bonds. Lineage: Eukaryota; Viridiplantae; Streptophyta; Magnoliopsida; Brassicales; Cleomaceae. The record is from RefSeq and is a predicted model, not a curated record.